This is a messenger RNA of Monopterus albus (swamp eel), 11066 nucleotides long. It is a transcript of the gene bahcc1b, whose product is annotated as BAH domain and coiled-coil containing 1b. NCBI's taxonomy places the organism in Eukaryota, Metazoa, Chordata, Actinopteri, Synbranchiformes, Synbranchidae. Gene Ontology annotation, molecular function: chromatin binding. The record is from RefSeq and is a predicted model, not a curated record.
CAUGAACGAGCCUCGAUUCACUACAAGCCUGAACUUCUACGAUGCGUCUCUCCCAUACCUCAACUGACUGCACAGCACAAUCUGCAGCAGCAUAGGAUGUAAUCAAUCCCACAUGUUUCAUCUCUGCGACUCGGGGAUUUUCUCUUUGAAUAUUUUUGUACUUUUUCUUUCUUUAUACCCCCCUCGCCAUGCAGUGGAUAUAACUUGCCAGACAUGACAGGGACUCAGUUUCUACCCUGUAAAGCCAAAACUCCGCUCAAUGCGAGGGGAGCCCGAAGUUCAUAAAAGGGAUUAUUUGCAUCUGGGUGCCUGAGACCUUCGGUGCCUCCGGAUUUUACUUUGGAUUUGGGAUUUAUCGGUUCUCACCGGGAUGGAAAGCCGAGAUUUUGCUCCUCCGCACCACCUCCUGACGGAGCGGAGCGCGUUGGUUCACAGCGCCGCGUCUCGGAUGGCGCCAGGCGGCCACGGCUCCGUGCAGCACCCCGCUCACUUCCAGCCUGGGAAAUACUACUCCUCUCACCUCUCCAUGGCUCCGCACUCAGGUGCUUCCUUCAUGGGUUCCUUCCUGGCCAGUAGUCUGGGAUCCCCACCUUCCCACCCUCCUCACCCCUCAGGACCUGCUGCCUCCCCCUCCUCUCCCUCCUACAGGACUGGACCGCAUUCGAGCGCUUCUCCUAUCUGGUUCCCCCAUUCACAUGAAGGGUACCCCAGCUAUUCGGGAAGUCUUGCUUCUCCUUUUCUCCCUAUGAGUCCCCUGGAUCACCAUGGCAGUGGUCUCUAUGGACAGCACCGCUUCUAUGAAACUCAAAAAGAUCACUUCUACCUGAGAGGCCUUCCUCCCCAGCCCUCUCUGCUCUCCACCAAUCACAGCCUUCCACCAUUGUCCAGGACCGCCCCAGGCCACCCACUUGGUUCUUGUAGCCGGGAGACAGACAAUGGGGGAGGAGGCGGGAAGAGUACCAAGGACGUGGGUGAGAAAGGAGUUUCAACUUUGUCAAAGGAGAAGGAGCGAUCAAGCAGCAAGGAGCGGCACCAGGAGAGCAGAGACAAACAACAUCAGCUUCAUCAUCACCAUCCUCAUCAGACAAAUGCUCCCACCACUCCAUCCAGCCACCACCAUCAAGCUUACCCCCACUCUCACCAUGCCCUCAUUCCUCAGCUUGCAUCCCAGGGCAGGGAGGAGGACCACAGACACUCUCUGGAGCAACACAAGGAGUUCAGAGAGAGUGACACAGGCAGCCAGGGGACAAAACAUAUGAGUGCCUGUAAACUGUCUAGUGGUUUGGGGACAGAGACUGGCUCUGGAGGAAAGGGGGGAGCACUUAGUAGCUGCAGUGGCGGUGGCAUGGGAAGACCUCCAUCUGGAGGUGGCAGGCGCUGCUCCAAGGAUGGACUUACAAAUGGGGAGAUGAGGAUCAGUGAAUCCUCAGCUUCCUCCUCUGAAUGUAUGAGACGAGGGGCGACUGCAGCAACCACCAUUUUGGCACCUCCAACCCCCCAUUCUGUGACCUCCUAUUCCAUGCCUCCUCCUCCUCCACCACCACCCCCUCACACCCUGCACAUGGGCUCUACAGUCACAGGAGGGUGGCUACACCAUACACAUCACCAUCCUCAUCCUGACUUUUACUGCCCUCCAGUCCCGCUUACACUGACGCCAUCCAAAGAUCCAACAUCCAUGCCUGCAGGGUCUGGCAGAGACGUGAAGGUCAUCGGCCCAACUUACGUGCCCUCAGUCGGGCCACUGGGAGACCUGGCAGCCCCUGACUGUCGUGGAGCAGGAGGAGGAGGGAGAAAAGGAGAUGAUAAGAAUGGAGAGUCAUCCUAUGAAAGUCCCUCUCAUCACCUCAGUCGACUUGGUAGUUGCCAGAAAAAGGACAAAUCUCAGCCACACCAGCAGCAGCUGGGAUAUGGCAAGGCUGACAAACCUCCGGACUGGAGCCACCAGACGCAGCACUUCCACAAACCCAACUCUAAUGUGAGCUCUCAGCCUGAGCUGCGGUCUUGCAGCCUGGAAACAUCUUCGUCCUUCAGAGAUGUAGAGGUUGUGCAUGAUGUUUACCGGCCCUCACUUUCACUAGAUGCCCAGGGCACACACCCUGGGGCUGGACAGGGCAUGUCCAAGAAUGGCCGUGACACCAGCACUCCUCCUUUCAGGGACUGUUCGCAUUCAGGUCCUCAAUCCAAUGGGAAGGUAGGAUCAGGGGUUCUGAGGGAGGGACAAAAGGUUGCAAGGAUAAGGCACCAACAGCACAACAGCCAUGGAGCAAGUGCAGAAGAGAGGGGAAGAGAUGGAGAUCAGACAGCACCUUCUUUGGGGGCUCGAGGGGGCCACCAAGAGGACCAGAGAAAAGGCUCCCACCAUAUAUCAUUUGGUAACGGUGAAGUAAGAGGGCUUAGCAACAGAGCCCCAAACAGUGAUCACAACCAGCCCCAUUCUCAGCCCCCACCUUUAUCCCACUCCUCGUCCCUCAGCACGGAAGGUGAGGCCAGUGCCAUGAAGAGCCUAAUGAACUACAGCUCCCAGCAGCCAUUGAUGCUGCCACAUCGGAGCCCCUUUGGAGGUCUAGGCUGCCUCAAGCAGGGUGGAGAGAGAUCAGAGAAGGGAGACAGAGGAGGAGUUAAAAGCAACACCUCCUCACAAGACCCUCCCAAACAGUCACUCCCUCCUCGUCGAGGCACCACCAACGAGGGAGAGAAGGGCGACAGAGGUGGGAAGGAGGUGGGGGAGGCAGGAGAAGGAGAGGUGCGGCAGCCUCCUGUCGGCAUUGCAGUUGCAGUGGCCCGGCCACCCCAUCGUUCCCCAGACAACACCCCUGGACACAGCAGACAGGGCAGGGUGCUGCCCAGCAUGAAAGGGAUGUCGCGCCCUAUGUAUCCUCUUGGUCGGGAGGCAGAAGACAGGAAGAGGAUGACAGAAGACCAGAUCAGUCUUCAUCACAUGGAGAGAGACAGAGAAAUGAUCAUCAGGGAAAACAAGGAUCGUGUGGAGUUUGCCAGGAUCCACCCUUCUAGUAGUUGCCAUGGUGACCUGACCCCUCACCUCUUGGUGCCUGGAGGAGCCAGCCAGUUAGGGGCAGACCCUGUAGCACAUGCUCACACAGCUCACCACCACUGGAUGCAGAGGACAGGAAGUCCGUCCCUCUGGAUGGGGCAUUCAUACAGUCUGAGCCAUGUGGGGAUGAGCCCUGGCUUCCCACCGGGUCUGCCCAGCCCUCUGCAGCCCGUCCUGGGGUCGCUAACCCAAGACCCUAACUCCCCACUUGUGGUUCUUCCUGCAGAACCUGGGCCUCAUCAUCAUCUUGAUGUUCUGGAGCAGUCGGGUCUAUGGCCUCCUGUGUACGGAGGCAGAGGGCCUCCACCUCACCUGCAGCAUCACGCCGUCUACUCCCGGUCCUCAUUCCUACGGCAACAGGAGCUGUACGCCUUUCAGCAGCAGCAGCGAGCCAUGGAGCAAAUGCAGCGGCACUCGUUAGGACAGAAGAAACAUGAGGAGCAUGCUAUCACUAUAGAAGACUCGCCUCACCAAUCUUCAAUGCCCAGAACUCCAUCCUCAGUUUCUUCCUCUUCUUCAUCCACCACUUCUUCCCAUGUGGCCAAACCCUUCUCACACACUCCUCCUCCACCCAAAACUCCUACAUCAUCUUCGGGGAUGUGUCCCAGUAGCCGCCAGUCACCCUGCUACCACUCCCCGUCCAGACGUCCACACCCACCAAACCCUCUGACCCCUGCGCCGAGCCCAGCUGCAGCAGCACCACGCUCUCCGGCGAUCAGCCCGGCUCCUUCACACCUCUCUAAAGGGCUGGAGAGAGGCAGUGACAGAGGAGAGGGACAGCCACCUCAGGACUACCCACAAUCCCUAGAGCCAGACUUACCACCUGUUUACAACUACCCUUCAAUCACCAUGGGUUACAAGGCCAGGCCCUCGCCUCCUGAAGCCCGAUUGGCCGAACAAACCAUGGUGGAGGCAGAGCCAGCAGAACCCGACUCCAAGUCCCUCCCACAUCCGUGCCACAUCCAGUCUCUCACCAAAGAAGAGGAGAGGAGGGAAGAGGAGGGAGAGAGAGACUGUGAAGUGCUGGAAUCCAGGAGUGGAGUUACAGAGGAAGGGAAGGAGGAAAGGCAGGUGGAAGAGAAAGGAUCCUCUGACUCCGAGCCUGAGAGCAAGAUUUCUGGAUCACCACCAUGCCCUUCCCCAGCUCCAGGCUCAGAUCGAGCCUCUCCAGCUACAGCCAUAGACAAAGACCUAAAAGUAGAGCCUACCAUGGGUUGCCUAGGCCAGAAUGCUGGUCUGGAGGAGCCCCAGCCUUCCAAAGAGCAGGAGGAUGAUAGGGAACAUGAAAAAGAGGACAUGGGGGACAAAGGAAAGAAGCUGGAGCAUGAACCAACAGAAUGUACUUUCUCUGUGCCUGUCAAGCCAGAGAAGGAGGAAGUGGAAGAGAAUGGGGUCAAAGAUGGACAGAAUGUAGUGGUGGUUGAGGCUGAGGAGGAAGAGGAGGGGAGUGAAAUCAAUCCACGCGGUGGCUUAGUGGAACUAAUGUGUGACUCUCCUGCUUCCUCCCUGUCCUCUGACCCUGUCCUCCCUCCUACAGUAACCACAGUAGCCCAUCUCCAAGGAGCCUACAUGUGGAGCCUGGAGCUCCUGAUUGCUGCGGCUCUGUGUGCCACCAGAGAUGCCUUGUACCCACCUGUACCAACUGCCCAUGCCCCAAGUCCUCCACCCCACCACGGUAUGGAGAUACUGGGAGAACUGGCUGAGUUGGAAAUUCAGCAGAGGAGCAGGAAGAGCAAAGAGAAAGACAGUGAAGGUGAGGACAUGCUGACCUUUGACCUCACCAGUCUGGCGACACUGGCGGCUGCCCGUGCCCUGGAGAUGGGUGGAAGGGCUGUGGAUGUGGGGGCGGACAAGCAGUGUCCAAUCAGGAAGAGACUCAAUCUGCGCAGGAAGUGCAGCUGGACGCCUCGCCAUGAGCCGGUGUGCCCAGUGAAGGGCUCCAUGGAGACGAUGGGAGGGGAGGAGUUGGCCAUGCGUGUCCAGCUGGCUGAGCUACAGCGCCGCUACAAAGAGAAACAGAGAGAACUGGCCAAGCUACAGAGGAAACACGACCACCAGAAAGAAGAGAUGUCUCGCAGCCCUGCCCGCCGGGGGCCCGGCCGCCCCCGCAAACGCAAGUCCCCCCCUGGCCCAGCUGCUGCAGAGAGCUCCAAAAGACUCAGGGCCAACUUAAAUUUACUGGAAGAAAAAGACAGGAAGAAAAUGUCCAGUCACAGCUUCAGCAGCCUCAGUGCUGCACAGAUGAAAGCCCGCUGUAAGCACAGAGGUCGGUCCAGUGCCCUGAGCUCCAGGCUGGCAAGACGGGUGACCCAGCUGAAGCAGAAGGCUGCAGCCCAGCGUGGUGCCCCAUCAGAAGCCAUACUGCACUGCAGAGGGGCCCUGGGAGCACGAGAGACCCCCAAGAGUCAAUGUAGACAAGGAGGGAAAGUGCUGAUGGAUGCUGUCUUGAAAAGAGCUCCUCACAAGGACAGCCAUGCCUUGGAGAAGAAGGAAGUUCGAGAAGAGAAGAGUGACAGUGAGAGCUCAGACCAUGAUGAGGAGGAGGAUGGCAGCUAUGACAGUGAAGAUGGAGCCAGUGACAUCAAGAUCAGCUCAUCCUCUAAAGAAGCUCCUGCAAACUCUACUGGAAUUAUGCCUUUUUUAUCACAGCCCUCCAAGUUCCAAACAAACCAGAAAGCCAGGAGUAAGAGACCAGGGCCUCCCGACAUGGGGAGCAUGCCCAGUACAGAUCAAAAGAGAGCACCCAGAAGGCUGAGCUUCAUCUACACAGAAAAAGGACGUCCAGACCAUCAGGGGACUAAAAGAACCUCACUGCCCAACUGGGGUGUAUCAUCGGUGUGUUGCAGCUUCGGGGAUGGUCGGGGGAACCACAGGGCUCGGAUGGAAGUAGACAAAGCCAACAAAGAAGCUGUGAGGAAGAGCUCAGCAGGACCGGGCAUCCUGGGAAAAGUGUGUGCCUGCUGUGCUAACACAUCUCCCUGUGUUUGUGCAGGCAGCUAUUGUUGACGAGACACCUGCAUUCAUUUCAAUUAGAAAUGCCCCAAGGCCAAGGGCCACGCAGUGAGCCAACUCCUGCAGAGCUUUACAGAUGACGACGGCUUUCAGUUGGAUGAGGAAAGCAGCUUCUCGGAGGGUGAAGGGGAAGAGAAUGAAGAGGAGGCAAACGAGAAGAAGUCAAUGCACCUUCCUCCCAACAUGCCUUGCAGAAUCCCUGCUCUGCCAAACUGUGUGCUGAGUAAAGAGAUGUUGGUGGAUGGGCUGAAGAUCCUGAUCUCUAAGGAGGACGAGCUGCUGUAUGCUGCCUGUGUCCAAACCCUGGACCUGCCUGACAUAUUCAGUGUCGUCAUUGAAGGGGAACGAGGGAAUCGCCCCAGGAUCUACUCACUGGAGCAGCUACUACAGGAAGCAGUGUUGGACGUGCGGCCCCAGACCGAAGCCAUCUUGACCGCAGGAACGCGAGUGUGUGCCUACUGGAGUGAGCGCUCUCGCUGUCUUUACCCUGGAUAUGUCCAUCGAGGAGGUCCAGGCGAGGAGGAGAAGGAGGGCAGCGUGAUGGUGGAGUUUGAUGAUGGAGACAGAGGAAGGAUCUCCCUUGCAAACAUCAGACUUCUGCCCCCAGGAUACCAAAUCUGCUGUGCGGAACCCUCUCCAGCACUUCUGAUAUCCCCUGGUUGCCGUGGUCGACGAAGCUUCACCCAGGAGAAGAAAGACACACCCACAGAGAAAGCAGCCAGUGACGAGCCAGCAGGAAGACCUCAGGAGAAAAGGCCAGUUGGCAGACCGAAGAAAAUCCAUUCAGUGCCUAAAACUGCCAGCACACCAACAUCAGUAACAGACACUGUUAUCAAAAGCAACACUUCCUUGUUGAACUGGUCUACGCCCAGGAAGAAACCACCUGUUGACUUUUUCCUUUUCAAUGGGACAUCUCGUAAGACCCAAAGGAGGAUACGAGAACGAGACUUGGGGCUGUUUCAUCGCCCUGCCUCCCACCCUCUUGCUCCCCCAAGUCCUAUCAAAGGUAUCUUUGGCUCCCCUUUUGAAGUUGAUUCAUUCAGUAGCAUUGCCAAUGGCUACUCUGCCUUUGGAAGUAGUGGAAACACUGGAGCCGGACGACUUGUUACCACAGUCACUUCCAUGGGGCAUCGGGACUCCUCCUCCUCUACUUGCUCCUCAAAUAUCACCAUGGCAAUGGCAGCUGGGAGCAGGAAGCCAGUGAGCGAACGUGACAGGAGACAGUUCCUGAUAAAGCUUGACCAUGAAGGAGUGACCUCUCCUAAAACAAAGAAUAGCAAAGCUCUGCUUCGACUUGGCGGGGGUGGAGGGAGAGGUGGAAAGAGCCUCGCUUCCACAGGAGCACCACUGAGAUACAUCCACCCCUCGCUGCUGGUGAAGGAUGGCAAGAAGGGAGCAGGGGACAGAGACAGUGCUGGGACCCACUCCGAGGCUCUUCUAAAGGGUGCUCCACCUCUGAGGAAGGAUCUUCUGUCAACUGGUCUCGGAGUCCAAGGUGGAGAUUACAGUUUGGACUACCCAAGCGACUGCCCCAGCUCCUACUCUGAGCUGGAUGAGGAUGAUGAAGAUGACAGUCAAGAUGCUGAAGCACGUAGAAGAAAUGCAGAAGUCACAUCUCACCGUGGUGGUCGCUUUCUGUCUCGUCUCGCUGUGUGCUUCUCCUCAUCGUCAUCCUCAUCUUCGUCCUCCGGUUCCAUCUCAUCCUCGUCUCUCUGCUCCUCAGACAACGAUUCCUCCUACUCUUCUGAUGAAGAGUCCUCAUCAGUUCUUCUGCGCCGUGCUCUUCUCCAGCAAGAUAAACAGAAGCACAGGCACAACAUGACCUCCAACCUCCUGAGCCCUGAAGCUACCACCUCCAAAAGCUCUCCUUCUUCCUCAGCCCCAGCUCAUGGUUAUGUGGCCAAAGCCAACAUGGCUGUCUCAGGGUCAAAGGCAAGGGCUGACAGAGCAGAAGACAGGAAGGAGUUCAUAUCAAAAGGGAGUAUGGCGGCUAACAGCAGCACAGCUAAGACCCAGGUGAAGAGGAAAGAAGGAAUCUCUAACAGCCACCAUCAUAGCCAGCAGGAAAAACUUACUUCCAAGGACCCAGCAACAGCUAAGAGGCAGAGGAUGUCCUCACCUGAGUCUCUGGGCAACAUGGCUCCCCAGGUGCCUGGACGCCAGCUGUGGAAAUGGUCCGGUAAUCCUACACAGAGGAGAGGUCUGAAAGGUAAAGCACGCAAGCUUUUCUACAAGGCCAUUGUGCGGGGCAAGGAGACAGUACGUGUUGGGGACUGUGCUGUGUUCCUGUCACCUGGGCGGCCCCAGCUGCCCUAUGUGGGCAGAGUGGAGAGCCUCUGGGAGUCGUGGAGCUCCAGCAUGGUGGUCAGGGUCAAGUGGUUUUACCACCCAGAGGAGACUCGCUUGGGGAGGCGACACCGCGACGGCAAGAAUGCUUUGUAUCAGUCAAGCCAUGAGGAUGAGAACGACGUGCAGACCAUUUCCCAUCGCUGCCAGGUGGUCAGCAGGGCCGAGUAUGAUCACCUCAUAUGUGAGCGCAAGCCCGGCAACACGGUGAAUGACCUGUUCUAUCUGGCCGGAACCUAUGAACCUACCACAGGCCAGCUGAUCAGUGCUGAUGGCAUGGCCAUUGUGCCAUAGCACCGUCAGCUAGAGUGAAAUCCAAAUAUUGACCUGAACUCUGAAGUUGACUGCUUCUAGGAUGGUCCUUCAGAACAGAGCAGGGGACAGAGGAAACCAAGACAAGAGUCUGGACUCUGCAUAUUGAUCUGUCCCUUGUAAGAGAAGGAGCUAGCCCGCUGGAUAAAGCCCGGCUGUACUGGCACUUGAGGAGUCCGGGCUUGCUCUGGGGAAGGGUCUGACCCAUGUUAGGUUUAACCCCUUUAUUAGAUGUGGACUGAGGGUCCUGAUCAUAAGGGGAGUCUUCAGCCUUCCCUGUGGCUGAAAUAAGAGUAUCUUGUCACUGUGACAAGAUUACUGCAACAGGAGAACACGAACCAAGGACAUAAGCACUUUGGAGUACAGCAGCUGUGGAGGGAGGGUGGCAGGCACUCUGAGAGUGUAUGAUAAGGAGAGACUUACAGUAACCCACACUGGUUUGGAUGGUUUUGGUGGUCUAAUACUGCUAGUUUGAUAAUGACAGCGCAAUUGGGAGAUCCCCAAGAGGACCAAAAAAACACUGUAGUUCGGACUUGUGUGUGUAAAUGCGUGUGUUUGCAGAGUGGUUGCAAUCAUCCUGUUUGGCAUUUAAUAAGCUCUAAGUAAACAGCGCUUUAGCGUGUGUUUGUACUGUAUGUGCGUGAGUAUGUGUGUGGUGUGCACGUGUACGUCUGUGCUCAUCAAGCGAAAGAUGACUUGAUGACACUCUGCCGGUAUGUCUUUAACACUCUGAAUAUUAAUCUAUCCAGUACUUAACAUGCAGUUUUUGGUCCUUACGACCGGAACACAAAACGAUUUUCUUUUUCUCCUGUCAAGCCAUACACGUCAAUACCUCUCUCUCUCGCAUCCUCCUGUUCAGGUGCGAAGAUUCAUGUACAGGUAGUUGGAUUAUUUGAAGUGUUCAUGCGUAUGUGUGCAUGGGCGAGCGUGUGCGCUUUGUACAGGAAUACAUAUAAAAUAACACGUUGUAAAUAGUAUUCAUAUAUAUUUGCUCUUUGUUUUUCUUUGCAGAGAAGAUUAUUUUAUUUAGAUUUUUUAGGGUGUGUGGGUGGGUUGAGGGGGCGGGGGUCUCGCAGAUGGAGGACGUUGGGUUAAAUUUCCUUCUCUCACAAUGCACUGAACAGGAUUGGAGGCAACUGAUGUGAAGACUUUGUGCUUGUAAGCCCUUUAGGGAUGAAUAUGUAGAAAAGGUUUUUGGGAAAUAUUGUUAUAAGCAACUCAGAAAAAGGCUCUUUUUCAAAAUGUGUCCAAAAUGUUUUUUUUUUUCUUUUUCUUUUGCUCUGUUGGGUUCAGAAUGUGCAUUUCCUGUUGGGAAUUUUUUCCCCACAAAUACUGGAAAAGAAACAGAGUUUCUGCUGUUCUCUGAUCCUAAAAGAAUCUAGCUUUUCUUUAUCUAUUUUAGCCUGUAUUCCUAUAUAAAAUGUUCAUAUUUAUCUGGCAUCAAAAAGAAACAUACCAAAGCACCUGUGAGUUUACGCUUCACUGCAUUAGAAGAAAACAGUUUUAUGAAAAAGAGGAAAAAAGACGUCGAAUCAAAUCUGAAUCCGGGACCCCUGCAAUCACCGAGGUAUUUGAAGUAGAGUUCCUCUUCGUUGUCUGUUCGUGUUCACCCAGCGUUGCUAUGACAGCCUCUGAGAAAUGUUGCAGAAACAUUGUCUGCAUGCUGCCCAGCUGAUGCACUCGAGAUCGCUAUGGCAACCAGAAUGGCAUCACGUGACUGUGAAGGACAAUCAGAGCCAAUCAAUGGGACAAUGUUGAGAGACAAAAAACAAGAUAAGAAUCAAAUCACAAAUUAUGCUUCUUGUCACUUUUAUUCCUGCUUUGCCAAAAAUGUCUCUGUGUUUGUUUUGUGUUUGCUUGUUUUCCUUGUUUACCAUUGUCUUACUGUUUAUGCAAGCCCAUGAUGACUGUUUGUCGUCAGUGUAUAGGAUGUACAGGGGAAAAGAAUAUGAAUGCCUUUUUCUUUUUUAGGACAUUGAUUGACAACAAUGUUGCUGUUACACUGCAAAGCAAAAGCUUUAAAAGGAACCUAAUGUGAAAUUCAGUUUUAAAAUAUAACUUUUAUGGGUCUUUAAUUGAAUUAUUUUUUAAAAGCUGUAUUUUCUUUAAUAAAACACUGGAUUCAGUUCUAAUCAUCACAUUUUGACAGAAGCGAAAUCAUUGUGUUUUUUUUAGACCCACUGGAACCUGCUUUGUACGGUCGAGAUAGCCUACUAAAAUAUAUUAUGUGAUUUCAGUCUUUCUUUGGAAAUAUAACUUAAAUAUUUCCUCAUGUACAAAAAGAAAAAAAUUAUUUAUCUUAAUUUUAUUGCCCUCAUGUGUUUCAUUAAAUAAAAGACUCUUA